Messenger RNA from Parnassius mnemosyne (clouded apollo), 729 nucleotides. NCBI's taxonomy places the organism in Eukaryota, Metazoa, Arthropoda, Insecta, Lepidoptera, Papilionidae. The record is from the annotation of a GenBank genome assembly.
AUGAGAUUCUUUGCUUUGUUUUUGCUAGUCACGCUGUUUUGUAGUGCUGUAAAUACUGCUGGCGAUGAUACUUUAGAAUGUAGCCGCUUUGUAAUUGAUGCAGUAAUACUGCAGCUUUUCGAAUUUUUGAGGCAGUUAAUAAAAUUAGGCAGUAUCAUUAAUAAUAUAACCGUUCUUGAUCCGCUCGUAGUUAAACGUCAAGAAAUAGAUUUGGAGUAUACAAAAUUUCGGAUAAAUGCAGAAAUAUUGAAUUUUACACUUGCUGGAUUAGGAAAUUUUGAAUUAUUAGGCGCGAAGUUUAAUAAGGACGAUGUUUCUCUGGAUCUGACCUUGAGAUUUCCCUCCUUAACCAUACUAUCUGAACACUAUGAAAUGAGUGGAAAUAUAUUCGAAAUAUUGCCUUUGAGUGGAAAUGGAUUGCUAAACAUUGAAGCACAUGAUUUAAAAUUCUGGAGCAAAGUAUAUUUAAAACAAUCAGAAGACGGUAGAUCCAUACUAAUAGACAAAUUUUUGGACACGCAUUUUGAGAUCGAUAAGAUCGUGUCACGUACUCAAUAUGACGGAAACAUAGACGACAUUUUAAAUGCCAUGAUUGGAGACUUGCUACCUAAGUACCUCUCAAGAUUUAGUAGACUCAUUGCCGCACAGUAUAUGGAACGUAUAACGGAAUUUCUAAAUCAGUACUUUAAUCAUUUUGAAUCUUGGAGAUUUAUUGCUGCUAUCCUUUGA